Adineta ricciae is the source of this 951-nucleotide messenger RNA. NCBI's taxonomy places the organism in Eukaryota, Metazoa, Rotifera, Eurotatoria, Adinetida, Adinetidae. The record is from the annotation of a GenBank genome assembly.
AUGUCUUUGUCAACAAAAGCUUAUUUUCAUCAACUCUGUUCAAGUGACUUUGUUGAUAAAAAUUCGAACUGGUCAAACAUUUUGUAUUCCUAUGGAAUCGAUGACGAACGUCCUUAUGAUGACUUUCGCGUAUUCGCUUUACCACAAUUUCUUACUUUAUCUUUACUAUGUGAUGCGGCAAAUAGAACAUUUAUAAAUAAUUUGGUUCGAUUUAACUCAAAAAUACUAAUUAGUAAGGAAGUUCAGUCAUCAGACAUCGUUGAGUUUCAAGUGGCAAGUGAAGUGACACGAUUUUGUAGAUCAACAUAUGAAAGAUUUGUUUGGAUGUUAGAUUUCGUUGGAAAUAUAGCGCAAGGCAAUGGACUUGAUUCAUUUAUUCAAUCAAUCUGGUAUUUUCAAACACUACGAAAAGAAGAUCUGGCUGCAUUAUGGAUGAAGCCACGAUCAUGUGGAAAUGACAACAGUUGUUCGUGUGGAACGAAUUUCACGUGUAGUUCAUCAGCUAUUAUCAACAAUUAUUCAAUAUCUGGAUUUCGGAUUGGUUGUUUCGUAACCAAUUCUCUUUUGCAAUCAACUUUAGAAUGUCUUUACAAUCUGACAUGUAUUAAUCUUUUGGAAUCAUUUUAUUCUAUACAAGAUGUUCGUAUUUUGCCAUUGAAUCCAAAUCUUUCUUCUCCAAAUGAAACUGUUCAAAGUCUUGUUGCCCAUCUGUUCAUUGAUACGAAACAAAGUAAUGUUUCUUAUGAAAAAUAUGAUGAAACGUGUUCGCCUCGUUUAUGUCAAUAUUCAAUCGAAGAACGUAUUCAUGUGCUUUAUACAAUUACAGCCAUCAUCGGCUUUUAUAGAGGAUUGACUGUUGCAUUAGAAAUUGUAGCUACUAUUUUAGUGAAUACAGGACUGUUCAUUCUUCGAUGUCAACAAAAUAGAAUUCAUCCGGAAAAUGUCUAUUAA